Messenger RNA from Humulus lupulus (European hop), 1813 nucleotides. Its product is annotated as triacylglycerol lipase 2-like. Gene Ontology annotation, biological process: lipid metabolic process. The record is from RefSeq and is a predicted model, not a curated record. Gene Ontology annotation, molecular function: hydrolase activity, acting on ester bonds. The transcript has 13 exons. The coding region runs from base 163 to 1680 and encodes 505 amino acids. Lineage: Eukaryota; Viridiplantae; Streptophyta; Magnoliopsida; Rosales; Cannabaceae.
UAGGUGUAAUUUUCUUAAACAAAUACAAAAUGGAGAUGUUUGUGGUUCUUUUUCCUCGACGGAAAUUUCUGGUUAGUCUCUUGGAGUCUGCUCUCCUCAAUUGGAGAGAUUCCCGAUGAUCCCUUUCUGACCAACUCGACUGGGUUCUCAGUAGGAUCCACCAUGAACCGAUUUCGAGCUUCACGUACUUCGGUUUCAGGCUCCGCCGCCGUUGCCCAGUUGAGGAAGAAAGCUUUCAAUUCAUGGGCGGCUAUUCAGGAUACAUUUUUCUCAACCAAAGAUAUAUUUGAAAGGCAUAGGGUGGUGUUUACAGUUGGCACCUCUAUAGCAUCAGUAGCCACAGCGUGGUUUGGGUAUUCUUUACGCCACCUACACGAUUCAAAAGUUGAUCAAAGGCUUGAAUCAAUCGAGAAAGCUAUGAAAAACAGUCAUCUUAGUGGACAUUCAGAGAUUAGGAAGAUUGUUGAUUCCAGAGGUUUUAGCACACCUUCUUGUGUAGCCACUGCUGGAACCACUUUAAUUAUUGGGUAUGGCUUGGGUUGGCGAGGUGGAAGAUGGUAUGCGAAUAGAAAAUUCAGAAAAGAGCAGAUGAAAAUGCUAGGGCAACUAAAACCUAGGAGAUGGCAGUUUCUUGGACGGGUGACCACUCAAGAUGGGUACAUUCUUAGCAUUCAGAGAAUUCCAGGGGUACUGCCAGAGGGCAAAGCAGAAAACAGUAUACCUGUUCUUCUGCAACAUGGUGUUCUGAUGGAUGGAGUAACAUGGCUGCUACUCCCUCCACACCAGUCGUUGGCAUUUCUCUUGGCAGAUAAUGGAUUUGAUGUAUGGAUAGCGAAUACUCGUGGAACAAAAUACAGCCGCGGCCAUGCAUCGCUCACUCCUGAAGAUGGGUCUUAUUGGAAUUGGUCAUGGGAUGAAUUGGUGGCUUAUGAUCUCCCAGCUACACUCCAUUAUGUGCAUGAUCAAACAGGACAGAAGCUGCACUAUGUUGGGCAUUCACUGGGAACUUUGAUGGCUUUGGCUUCUUUUUCCAAAGAACAGCUAUUAAAUAUGUUGAGAUCAGCAGCUCUUCUUAGCCCAAUUGCUUAUGUGGGUCAGUUGACCUCACCCCUUGCAAGAAAUGCUGCCGAGAACUUUAUUGCCGAGACGCUGUACUGGUUAGGCAUUCACGAAUUUGUUCCAAGAGGGGAGGCUGUAAUGAAACUUCUUAGAGAUAUCUGCAAGAAACCAGGCAUUGACUGCACCGACUUGUUGACCUCGUUCACAGGAGUAAAUUGCUGCCUGAAUUCUUCCAUAGUAGAUAUUUUUCUAGACCACGAGCCUCAGUCAACAGCAACCAAAAACAUGAUCCAUCUGGCUCAGAUGAUAAGAGAUGGAACGAUCACGAUGUUUAACUAUGGAACCGAAGAUGAGAACUGGAAACACUAUGGGCAGCCUAAUCCACCAGUCUACAGGACCAGCAUUCCAAAUAACCUUCCUCUCUUUGUCAGCUAUGGAGGGAGAGAUGCUCUCUCUGAUACCAGAGAUGUAAGACUUCUGUUGGACAGUCUCAGAGAUCAUGAACGCGAUAAGCUUGUGGUUCAGUACAGAGAAGAUUAUGCUCAUGCUGAUUAUGUAAUGGGCCAAAAUGCUAAGAAAGUUGUUUAUGAUCAUCUGAUAGCCUUCUUUAGGCUUCAAUGAGGGUAGUACUUGUAUAAAAAGAACGUUAUUUCUCUUGACCAAAUUUUCUCUUAGUUUAGUCUCAUCACUACCAUAACUCAGUGUUAUUGUCAACAUAAUCCAAUCUAAUUAUCAAAUCUAGUCUUGAUACAAA